Messenger RNA from Arabidopsis arenosa, 2525 nucleotides. Lineage: Eukaryota; Viridiplantae; Streptophyta; Magnoliopsida; Brassicales; Brassicaceae. The record is from the annotation of a GenBank genome assembly.
GAGAACGAAUCAGAGCUUUUUUCCCGAUAUCCGUCGCUCUCUCCUCCUCCUCCGUCGUCGUGCUUCGCUUCUCUUUGCGUGUUUUCUUAUUCGAUAAACCCAAAAUCAAGGCAGAAUCUGAGAAUCAAGAGGACCCAUUAGAAAACUUCUCGAGAAAUCAAGAGUUAAAAGCCCUAAGUUUGAUCGCUAAUUCGAGAGCGUAUGGAUUGUGGGCAAAAAACCGAAUUUUUAAAAACGUUUGAUCUGAGGCAAACAAGGUAAGGGACUAACUAAGGAGUUUUUGGUAUGUCGAGCAAAACCCGGAAUAUGCUUGAAGGACUGGUUAAAGAUACUUCUUUUAAAUGGUUGCUUGGGAAACAAAGUUCUUUCGAUGAAGAAAUCGAGGAAAUGGGAAGAUCCCCGUCUGCUGGCACCAAUUGGAUACCUGAGCUUUCUCCUAUCGCCAAUGUGGUUGUCCGCAGGUGCUCAAAAAUACUCGGUGUUUCUGCAAACGAGCUGCGAGAUAGUUUCAAACAAGAAGCAUUUGAAUCUCUCAAGCAGCCUUCUCUAUUUGCAAGGAACUUUUUAGAGUACUGUUGUUACAGGGCACUUUCACUGUCUGUUGGAGUGACAGGACAUCUAGCCGAUAAAAAGUUUCGGCGCUUAACUUUUGACAUGAUGGUCGUCUGGGAAGUCCCAGCUGUUGCUAGCCAGGCUUUACUCAGUGUAGAAGAAGAUGCAACAGUGAGUUUAGAAGCCUUCUCACGGAUCGCACCAGCAGUUCCUAUAAUAGCUGAUGUGAUUAUAUGUGAAAAUCUGUUUAAAAUGCUUACUUCAUCAACGGGUGGUCGGCUUCAGUUCUCUGUUUAUGACAAGUAUUUAUAUGGACUUGAGAGAGCAAUAAAGAAGAUGAGGACUCAGUCCGAAUCAUCUUUGCUUUCUGGUGUUCGAUCAAAAAGAGAAAAGAUUCUGGAAAUAGACGGGACAGUUACUACCCAACCAGUUCUUGAACAUAUUGGAAUAUCAACGUGGCCAGGUCGCUUAAUCCUGACCGACCAUUCACUAUAUUUUGAGGCCUUAAAGGUUGUGUCUUAUGACACACCAAAGCGAUAUGACCUAUCUGAAGAUCUAAAGCAAAUAAUUAAACCUGAGUUAACUGGUCCUUGGGGCACUCGACUUUUCGACAAGGCCGUUUCUUACAAGUCUAUAUCUCUAUCAGAACCAGUGGUAAUGGAAUUCCCAGAGCUUAAAGGGCACACACGCCGUGAUUACUGGCUCACUAUUAUACAAGAAGUAUUAUACGUUCACAGAUACAUAAACAAGUACAAGAUCAUCGGUUUGGCAAGAGACGAAGCACUUUCAAAGGCUGUCCUUGGCAUUAUACGUGUGCAAGCUCUUCAAGAACUCAGUUUGACAAAUGCAAUGCGGUACGAAAAUCUUCUCCCGUUCAAUCUCUGCGAUCAGCUUCCCGGUGGAGAUCUGAUUCUUGAGACGCUUGCAGAGAUGUCUACUUCAAGAGAGCUCCAUCGAUCAAAUAAAUCCAAAGAUACAGGGACAUUACAUUCCUCAGCUUCUGAUAUGGUUUCGCAGCUGGGUUCUGUGUUUGGAGGGUCAAGUCCUAGGAGCAGGAGGGACACGAAUAAUCUUGUGGUGGGUGAAGUAGUGGUUGGAGAUGUGAAUCCAUUAGAGAGAGCAGUGAAGGAGUCACGUAAGAACUACGAGAAGGUAGUGCUUGCGCAAGAGACAAUUAAUGGAGUCAAAAUGGAAGGCAUUGACACCAACAUAGCCGUGAUGAAGGAACUGAUGCUUCCGAUAAUGGAAACCGGGAACUGGAUUUUGUCUGUGGUGUAUUGGGAUGAUCCUAUGAAGUCUAGUGUUUUCUGUCUCGUCUCCACUUUCAUAAUUUGGAGGGGAUGGCUUGUUUAUGUCUUUGCUCUUGCAUCUCUCUUCUCUGCAAUCUUCAUGGUUCUCACAAGAUGUUUCAGCAGAGAAAAGCUCAUGAUCGAGCUGAAAGUAACUGCUCCUCCUCCAAUGAACACAAUGGAACAGCUUUUGGCGGUCCAGAACGGGAUCUCGGAGCUCGAACAGAACAUUCAAGACGCAAACAUCAUUCUUCUCAAGUUCCGAGCUUUAUUAUUCUCGCUUUUCCCUCAGGCGAGCCAGAAGUUUGCGAUUGCGAUUGUGGUUGCAGCGACGAUGAUGGCCUUUGUUCCGGGACGCUACUUGCUUUCGGUAGUGUUUGUUGAGCUUUUCACAAGGUACUCACCACCACGGAGAGCUAGCACGGAACGGUUAAUAAGGCGGUUGAGAGAGUGGUGGUUUAGUAUACCAGCGGCUCCUGUGGUCCUCGAACAUGACAAGAACAAUAAGAAGAAGAAGAACUGAGGAGACGUCUAUAGUUGCCACAGACGUAUUUUAUGUACAUAUAUACUUAUAAUCUAUACUUUUUAUACUUGUAUGUAUGUAUCUAUGUUUGUAUGCAAUUUCUGUAUUAUUGAGUUAAUCUCGUGAGCAAGUCUUGAAUUCAAUAAAAUUAUUUACAAAUU